Messenger RNA from Saccostrea cuccullata (small rock oyster), 1763 nucleotides. RefSeq lists its product as uncharacterized. Lineage: Eukaryota; Metazoa; Mollusca; Bivalvia; Ostreida; Ostreidae. The record is from RefSeq and is a predicted model, not a curated record. The transcript has 13 exons. Bases 6 to 1763 code for a protein of 585 amino acids.
UCGGAAUGGAAAACAGCAAAGGCUUUACUUAUAAUACAACAGAAAAUGGGAGUGAAGGUGAACACAACGCAACAUAUAUUGUAUCCCCUGCAGAUGAUGGGUUGACUUUCACUAAAAUCAGACACGGACAUCCUGUUAUUAAUGCAAGGGCAAAUUAUGCUAAGACCUUGCAUUUCCAUGACUAUCUGGGUACUAUACACAGUGUUUUAAUUAAGGAAGACUUUAAGUCUCCAAGAGCACAUCAGAGUUUUGAUCCACAUGAGAAGAUGAGGAAAGUGAAGUCUGAGAAUAAUUUCAGUACCAUAGAAUUACCGGACAUGGCAUAUGUAAGCCAUGGGAAGCUUUAUUUUCUAACUAGACAUGCAGAUCAAAAAGAAUGGGAAAGACCAAGCAAAUACCUUUUCACUGCAUCCAUACAAGUGGGAAAUCUUGAAAGGAAAGAAAAGUUUCCAAAUAUUACAGCAAUAAAGGAAGACAUUGAAGGAAAUUUAACAUGCAUGGAAAACCAACCAGCUGAAGGUUCUCAUUCUCUAGCUGUGUGCUUUCAUAAUAUUGUAAUAUUGCUCAAGAGAUUACCAGACAAGGAAAUAGUCAACUUAGCAGAUUUUUAUUUCCAAGACCUACAUCCCAAAACCUCAUUACGCAAACAUAUGAUUGAAAAUAUGUUGGAUGUUUACUCAGCACUUAAUACAGAGUUGACUGAAAAACUGCUGGUGGAAAAAUUCUUCCUUAACCCAAAGCCAGACCCUGAAUUUAUUCAAAGAAUUGUUGCACAUAUAGCAACUAAUGACAAGGCACCACAUGAGCUUUUAUUAAACACUCUUGAGGAUGCUGUAUUUCACCAGGAGAAAUUUCCUAAAGAGUUUUAUCACAGGGGGACUUACAGUAGAUGCCUGUUGGCUUUAGGAGCUAUCAGUAAUUUACUUGUAAAAGAGGGACAACUACAGAGAGCAAAAGAAAUGAUCAGAAAAGUCCACGGAAUGUUGGGAAUGCAUGAUCCCUGGGAGUACAGAAAGAAAAGAAGUGUAAUGACAGAGGAAGAAAAGGAAUCUUAUGACCAUCACAAAGUGAUUCUCCUGGAGACACUGGGGAAUGCUAGAAUGGAGGAGUCCUAUGAUUACAUUAUCUCUCACAUCAAUAGUACAAACUCACAGUGGAUCAAAAGGGCUGGAUGUCAUGCACUCAGGAAAUAUGAACAUCAACAUGCUGCUGAUUCUUUGUUGUAUUCUGCCUUGUUUGAUGAGGACCAAUCUGUUCGUUAUGAAGCUACUCUGUUGUACAUGUCUCACCCAAAAGGAAGAAUGCUGAUAGCCCCUUUAAACAAAUUUAAUCAAAAUCACAAUGAAUCAGGCUACUUGGAUGAAGACCCAUAUGAUUCAGGAAUUGAUGUUAUGGACCUCUCAAACAACUUCAGAAGAGAACGUCGUAGCAUCUGGGAUGGUUUGAAAUUCAGAUUGGAAGCCCCUGGUGUUGACUGGCGAAAAAUGAUUGGAUCUAGAUCCAUUGGAGCUUCAUUUGGAGUUGUUAUGAUGAAUCUUAUGGACUUGGAAGUUGCUCCAUCAAAUGGACAUGUUCAAGUUAAAGUUCACGAUGAGGCAUAUGCAAGAAUAAACCUUGGAUGUGUCGAUACCAACAUAGACUUUUUUGUGGCUAGAGUCUGCUUCAAAGGAGGGGCCCAGUACAGCAUAAACAUAUUCCAAGUAAUUUUCAUGGGGUCAAAUUUUUGUGAUUUGAGGAAAAAAUAUGGGUUUGUGGGGAUUUAA